Molecule: messenger RNA, 1845 nt
Organism: Wallemia ichthyophaga EXF-994
Lineage: Eukaryota; Fungi; Basidiomycota; Wallemiomycetes; Wallemiales; Wallemiaceae
Product: Pyruvate decarboxylase
Exons: 2
Coding region: 1-1845 (614 amino acids)
Molecular function (GO): thiamine pyrophosphate binding; carboxy-lyase activity; magnesium ion binding
Source: RefSeq, a predicted model, not a curated record
AUGGCAGCUGUAGACAUAACACCUCAGGUCGAUAGACCUUCUAACACAUGCACGAUUGCUGAAUAUCUUGUCACCCGUAUUGACCAACUCGGUGGCGGUGGGCAGCAACCAAUUUUUGGUGUUCCAGGUGACUUCAACUUGGGACUUCUUGAUUACUUUGAAGAGCACCCACGCCUUAACUGGAUUGGAAACACAAAUGAACUCAAUGCUGCAUAUGCUAGUGAUGCAUAUGCGAGAACGUGUAAGAAUAUGGCCACACUCAUUACGACGCAGGGUGUCGGUGAGCUUAGCGCAAUCAACGGCGUUGCUGGGAGUAUGGCUGAGCGACUUCCGAUCUUCCACAUUGUCGGCGUGGCGGCAACAUCUGUAAUGAAGAGCAGCAAGGUGCUCCAUCAUACGCUUGCAUCUACCGAUUCCUCGUACUCGGCUUUCGCAAACACAGCACGUGAAAUUACGUCAGCCCAAGCUCUUCUUAGUUCGAGCGAGGGCGCUGGCGGGGAAAUAGACAGACUUAUCGUUCACGCUAUCUCCAAUUGCAAACCUGUUUACCUCACUCUUCCAAGCGAUCUCGUCAAGUCUCAGAUUCCUGCUGCACCACUCAAAACUCCUUUGCCAAGCGCUCAUGAAAUCAGAGGUCUUGUUGAAGCUCACUCCUCCGUUUUCGCUGACGAGUCGGAGAAGCAAAAGGCAUACGAUGCUGUUGUAGAGGAGAUUGUUAAGCUGUUCAAAGAAUCUAAGAACCCUGCCGUUGUUGUCGACGCUUGUGCUCUCAGGUACGGAGUGGAGGCGCAAGCACAGGCUCUGGUCGAAAAGGGCAACAUGAUAUUUUUUGACACCCCUAUGGGUAAGGGUGCGAUUGAUGAAUCCCACUCACAUUUCGGUGGUACUUACAUUGGGGCUCUUUCGAACCCGGUCGAGACUAAAGAGCUCGCUGAAGCUAGUGAUCUUGUGAUCAACGUUGGUGCACUCUCAUCAGACUUUAACACUGGUAGUUGGAGUGGGAAUUUGAAGGAGAAGAAGUCGAUAGAGCUACACUCAGACCAGACUGUAAUUGGUUAUGCUAGAUACCCAGGUGUUCCUAUGAGAGUAGUCAUUCCAAAGCUGGCUGAAGCACUACGCAAGAUAGCCAAGCCAGACCCAACCAAGUCUGAGAAGUUUAUCGCUGCUAAGAAAGCCCGUGAAGUGAAGAAUGUCAAAAUUCUUGAAGAAAGCAAGGGUAAUCUCAACUCACCAAUCACACAUGACUGGUUUUGGCCAAGAUUUGGAGAUUUCUUCAACACUGGAGAUGUCAUUCUCACAGAAACUGGUACAAGUUCGUUUGGUAUACUUGAUGUUACUUUGCCAGACAAAGCUACAGCUAUUUCGCAAGUGCUUUGGGGCUCGAUUGGAUACUCACUACCAGGGACAUUAGGUGCUGCUAUCGCAGCUCGCGACCAAGGAAGGCGCACGGUGCUGUUUAUCGGUGAUGGUAGUCUCCAACUCACAAUUCAAGAGUUAGCGACAAUUAUAAGGCUUGGACUUAAGCCAAUAUUGGUGGUCUUAUCCAACGAUGGCUAUGAAAUUGAGCGCAAAAUACACGGGGAAACUGCAGCAUACAAUGAAAUUGCUCACAUUGAUCAUCAAAUGCUGUUGAAGACCUUCUCGCCACCAGCUGGUUCGAAGCAAAAACAAGCUGAGCAUAAAAGCAUCCAAGUCAAGACUAGGGCUGAGUUGGAUGAGGUUUUGAAUGACAAGAACUUUGCAAAUGCAUCCAAACUCACUUUAUUAGAAGUUGUGAUGCCUCGCGGUGACUGUCCGCUUGCUCUCACCAAACAGGCUGAGAUGAGUGCCAAGAUUAAUGGUUAG